UAGCGGAAUAAAAAUCACUAAAAAAAUUUAGUGUUCACUUUGACGUUUAAUUAUUUAAUUCAUUUACAAUUAUUUACAUUAAACAAUUAAAAUUAUUAGUGCGAAUUCUUUUCUCAAGCAAAAUGAUUUACCGUGACACCCCUUCAAUACCAUAAAUUUCCAAGAUCUCCACUUCCAGAAAUGCGUAUUGCAAUAAUUAGUCGAAAAAGUGUCCUAGCUGGUUCUAAACUUCGUCAUUUGAAACUAAUUCAAGAUUUCCGAUGAUCGACAGCUGACAAGCGAUGGCUCAGGCUUCGGGGACCGCACAAGGUUACCAUCAGCUCAGCAUAACAAUUGAAUGCGCCCAUCUGCGUCCGAACGGUUUUCUAAAACCGAACCCCUACGUGGAAUUCACGGUCGAUGGGAAGCACGCGCGGCGCACCGAAACCGUAAAGACCACAUCCCAACCGAAGUGGAACGAAGUAUUUACGGUCCUCGUGACGGCCAGCUCGAAAUUAGUCUUCAGCGUUUACGAUCAUAACAGUUUUCGAAAAGAUUCAAUUAUAGGCGAGAAGAAGUUGGACCUGUCGCAGCUGCUCUCCCACUAUAACGGAAGAUGCGAAAACCUAGAGCUGACCUUGGACCUUAUGUGCGAGAAUAAAACUACCGAUUCGCCGCCAAAAACCGGCGAAUUAAUAGUCGUACUGGAUGGUUUAAAUGUCGAAUUGAGUAAUCAUAAUAGGCCAAGUAGUAGCUUUAUGCCUUUAGCUCAGACAAAUAGUGAUACGCAACCAAAUAGAAGCCUUCUGAAUGGGGUCAGAGCGAGGAUGCGAUUGCAUGGAAGCGAAAAUGUCGUGCCGCCACCUUCGCGGACGGCCAUGGAUCGUCCAAGUCUCAUGGGAUCUCCACAAAAUAGUGCCACUGUUCUUACAAACGGCACACCUUAUCCUGAUGCUACACCACUGGGCCCUCCAGCUACAGUUCCUAGCAGUAAUUCGCAGACGACUGCGGAUGAAAGUCGCACCGAGGAGCCAUUGCCACCCGGCUGGGAAAUGCGAUAUGACAUGUAUGGGCGUAGAUAUUAUGUUGAUCAUAAUACUAGAUCAACAUCAUGGGAAAGACCUCAACCUUUACCCCCUGGAUGGGAAAUGCGAAGAGAUGGAAGGGGGCGAAUUUAUUACGUAGAUCACAAUUCGCGAACCACCACAUGGCAGCGACCGAAUUCCGAACGGUUACAGCAUUUCCAGCAGUGGCAAGGACAGCGACAGCACAUUGUUCAACAAGGGAAUCAAAGGUUUCUGUACCCACAACAACAACCCGCCCCACAAGGUCCGGGUACGUCGACCGCAGCAGUUCAAGAUGAGGACGACGGUUUAGGACCUCUACCAUCCGGAUGGGAGCGCAGAGUUCAACCAGACGGACGCGUUUACUUUGUCAAUCAUAAGAAUCGGACCACGCAAUGGGAAGACCCGCGAACCCAAGGUCAGGAGGUGUGCGGCGAAAUGGACGACGCGACACCUUUACCCGCCGGUUGGGAAAUUCGCUUUACCGAAGACGACGUCCCUUACUUUGUAGAUCACAACACCAAAACGACCACGUUUCAAGAUCCUCGCCCCGGUGCGCCCAAGGGCCCGAAAGGAGUGUACGGCGUGCCUCGCGCUUACGAACGAUCUUUCCGGUGGAAAAUUGGCCAAUUCAGGUAUCUUUGUCACAGUAACGCGCUACCUAGUCACAUCAAAAUAACGGUAACAAGACAAACCUUAUUCGAAGACUCCUUCCACACGUUAAUGCGACUUCCCGCCUACGAACUGCGAAGACGGCUCUACAUAAUCUUCAAAGGUGAAGAGGGAUUAGAUUACGGUGGCGUCAGUCGCGAGUGGUUCUUCCUCCUUUCGCACGAAGUCCUCAAUCCGAUGUACUGCCUGUUCGAGUACGCCAACAAGAACAAUUACAGUUUGCAGAUCAAUCCCGCGUCGUACGUUAAUCCCGACCACUUGGUCUACUUUAAAUUCAUCGGGCGGUUUAUAGCGAUGGCCUUGUAUCACGGACGGUUUAUUUAUUCCGGUUUUACGUUGCCGUUCUACAAGCGGAUGUUAAAUAAAAAGUUAGUUAUGAAAGACAUUGAGAGCAUAGAUCCCGAGUUCUACAAUUCGUUGGUGUGGAUUAAGGACAACGAUAUCGAUGAGUGCGGCCUCGAGUUGUACUUUAGUGUCGAUUUUGAGGUGCUGGGGCAGGUUGUGCAUCACGAACUGAAGAAGGGAGGUGGGGAGGAACGGGUCACCGAAGAGAAUAAGGAGGAGUAUAUUUCCAUGAUGACCGAGUGGAGGAUGACCAGAGGUAUUGAGCAGCAGACGAAAGCGUUCUUGGACGGGUUUAACGAGGUCGUUCCCUUGGAGUGGUUAAAGUAUUUCGAUGAGCGAGAGCUCGAGUUGCUAUUGUGCGGUAUGCAGGAGAUUGAUAUUGAUGAUUGGCAGCGACACACUAUUUAUCGACACUACACGCGAAGUAGUAAACAAGUGGUGUGGUUUUGGCAGUUUGUUUGUCAAGCGGAUAACGAAAAACGGGCCCGCUUACUUCAGUUUGUGACCGGCACGUGUCGCGUACCGGUCGGCGGGUUUGCCGAGCUGAUGGGCUCGAACGGUCCGCAGAGGUUUUGCAUAGAAAAGGUGGGGAAGGACACGUGGCUGCCGCGUUCGCACACGUGCUUCAAUCGGCUCGACCUGCCGCCGUACAAAAGUUACGACCAGCUAGUCGAGAAGUUGAACUACGCAAUUGAAGAGACUGAUGGUUUCGGCCAAGAAUGAGUGGAAGUCGGCUUGUACCUGAUUUGUGAUUAUGUUUUUUGUUUAUUCUCUAGCACCAAAUAUAACGGAAGAGUUUGUUGUA
This is a messenger RNA of Photinus pyralis (common eastern firefly), 2865 nucleotides long. RefSeq names its product E3 ubiquitin-protein ligase Su(dx) (gene Su(dx)). The record is from RefSeq and is a predicted model, not a curated record. Bases 282 to 2783 code for a protein of 833 amino acids. The transcript has 9 exons. NCBI's taxonomy places the organism in Eukaryota, Metazoa, Arthropoda, Insecta, Coleoptera, Lampyridae. Gene Ontology annotation, biological process: ubiquitin-dependent protein catabolic process. Gene Ontology annotation, molecular function: protein binding; ubiquitin protein ligase activity.